Molecule: messenger RNA, 4418 nt
Organism: Andrographis paniculata
Lineage: Eukaryota; Viridiplantae; Streptophyta; Magnoliopsida; Lamiales; Acanthaceae
Product: protein ENHANCED DOWNY MILDEW 2
Exons: 19
Coding region: 437-4213 (1258 amino acids)
Source: RefSeq, a predicted model, not a curated record
GCGGUGAAGAAGUCCUGACGACGACGCUUCGAAAGUAUGGUGCAUCACUGAAUCUUUACCCAGAUUCCAGCGUAGUACCAAGAGCUCCAUGCUCCUUAUUAUAUAAACGUGCGGGCGCCCAAAGCCAUUUUAUCCCUCUUGUGCGAAUUUGGGUGCAGGAAUAUACCGAGUUUGAAUCACGGGUACGAGGGUUCUUGAUAUAUCAGUGGGUUUCGUAGUUGCGGAAACGAGGGGUAAGUUCCCACCCUGAACCCUAUAGAUUAAGGCAGUUAAGGGUAUAGAUAAUGGUUUUCUAUUCGUGAAUCGUCUCACUCUUGCUGCAAAGUUGGUUAAUUUAUAAUGGAAUACCCCGUGUUUGACGCCAUGGAUAUUCAAUCUUGUUAAUUUUGAAUGGUUCAGGGUUUUGGUAUUGACCAGGGAAUCUGAGGAAGAAGACAUGGCUUCUUCAGAUGAUGAAGGUGAAAUGGUACCAAAAAAUGUGUCAGAGUAUGAAUUUCUAUCCGACAAUGGAGCGGCAGUUUCAUUCUCCAGAUUACCAAUUGAUUGGGAUGGAAGUGGGGUUCAAAAUGAAAAGAAGCGACGAACAUUUUUUUUGUCUGGGAAAACUGAUAAUGGUCUUCUUAAAAUAUACAAAGAGGUUGUUGCUUGGAAGUUUGAGCUUUCACAUGGAAGGCCGGAGAUAUCUGUGUUAUCCACAGAGGGCCACUGGAUCAAGCUUCUGAAACCAAGGAAUGCUUUUCAAGACAUAAUAAGAACAAUUCGGAUCACUCUACAUUUCUUAUACUUUGCAAGACGGAAUCCCCAGCAAUCAGAAAAGGUUUUGUGGGAUUAUCUUAACAAGACUUUUAGCAUGUUCGAGAGAAGGCCUUGUGAGGAUGAUCUUGCAGAUAACAUGCAUUUAAUUAAUGAAGCUGUUAAGAGGGAUGAAGCAUUGGCUAACUCAAAGCUUUUGAGUGCUUUUCUAAAUCAACCAAGGAAGCGGAAAAUUAUUAGCGAGGAUAUAAACCCCCCUUUUAUAGUUGAUGAUGCCAAUGGGGACGAAGGUUUCGAGGAAUAUCUCAAGCUCAAUGGAAGUGAUGAUGAUGGAUCUGAUGAUGAUGAUUGUUUUGACUCUGUUUGUGCAAUAUGUGAUAAUGGCGGUCAUAUAUACUUAUGUGAAGGCCCGUGCAUGAGAUCAUUCCAUGCAACAGUUGAAGAUGGUGAGGAAUCUAAUUGUGAAUCUUUGGGGUUUGAUGCAGAAGAACUAGAAGCAAUGAGGAGCCUUCCCUAUUUUUGUAAGAAUUGCGAGUAUAAGAAACACCAAUGCUUUGCUUGUGGAGAACUGGGAUCUUCUGAUAAGUCUUCUGGUGCUGAGGUCUUCUGUUGUGCUAAUGGAGCAUGUGGGUACUUCUAUCAUCCUUCCUGUGUAGCAAAUCUUCUCCAUCCUGAUGACAGAGCCGCAGCAGCAGAACACCUGAAAAAGAUUGCUGCUGGGGAAACAUUUGCCUGUCCUGCACACAAGUGUCAUGUAUGCAAGGAGUUGGAGGUGAGGUCAAAUCAUGACUUGCAAUUUGCUGUUUGUCGGCGUUGUCCCCGAGCAUACCAUAGAAAAUGUUUGCCAAGGGAAAUUGCAUUUGAAGAGGAUGUAGAUGAGGAAGGAGAAAUUUUACAAAGAGCAUGGGAUGGACUAAUUCCUAAUCGUAUAUUAAUCUAUUGCCCAAAUCAUGAAAUUGAUCCAGAAAUUGCCACACCUGUUAGAGACCAUAUAAAAUUUCCAGGACCAAAGAAUGAUCAAAAGAAAAGUUUAUCAUUACAAUCUAGAAAACGGCAGGAUCUGAUAAAGGGAAGAGUUUUCACUUCUGAUGAUAAUGCUGGCAAGAGAAUCCCAGAAAAAUCAGCUGUCAACUUGUCUUCCAGUUCAAAGCAAGGCGAUUUCUCCAGGAAAAUAAUAAAGAAGUUGCAUGAGCUGGAACCCUCAAAGAAGGUCAAAGCAACUACCAACAGGAAUUCUGUUGGUAAGUCCAAAGAAACAGCAGAUCAUUUGGGGAAACCAUGUUUAGGUGAUAGGUUAUAUGCAGCAUUUUUUGAUAUGGAUUCUGAACCUGAAAAAUCGAGCACUGAAGAAACCAGUCGUGAUGACCAGCAGAGAACUCAGACUGUCAAACCUAAUGCACUGAGGGUAAAUACUUCUGUGACUCUAGAUGCUGAUUCGCAGAAAAGGAUAUUGGCUUUGAUGAAAGAUGCUUCAUCCUCAAUAACCUUAGAACAAGUUAAAGAAAAGCACAAACCACCAUCCACACAUUCCCAAUAUUCAAGAUUUUAUGCAGACAAUAUUACGAUGGGGAAGGUGGAGGGUACCAUUCAGGCAGUGCGAACGGCAUUGAAAAAAUUGGAUGAGGGUGGUAAUGUUGAGGAUGCUAAAGCAGUCUGUGGCAAAGAUCUCCUUGGCCAACUGAUGAAAUGGAAGGAAAAGUUCAAGGUAUAUCUUGCACCGUUUCUGUAUGGCAUGCGCUAUACAUCUUUCGGUCGCCAUUUCACCAAAAUGGGUAAACUUAAAGAGAUAGUUGAUAUACUCCACUGGUACAUUCAAGAUAAUGACAUGGUGGUUGAUUUUUGUUGCGGAUCAAAUGAUUUCAGCUGCCUUGUGAAGAAAAAGGUUGAUCAGACGGGAAAAAAGUGUUCAUUCAAAAAUUAUGAUAUCCUACAAGCAAAGAAUGAUUUUUGUUUUGAGCGUAGAGAUUGGAUGGGAGUAAGACCAAAUGAGUUGCCAAAUGGAUCCCAGUUGAUUAUGGGGUUGAACCCGCCCUUUGGAGUUAAUGCUGCCCUUGCCAAUAAAUUUGUCAAUAAAGCUCUCGAGUUCAAACCCAAGCUUAUAAUCCUCAUUGUUCCCCGGGAAACCCAGAGAUUAGACGAAAAAGAAUCUCCUUAUGAUCUGAUUUGGGAGGAUGAUCAGAUGUUUGUUGGCAAGUCCUUUUAUCUACCUGGAUCUGUUGAUGUCAAUGACAAACAAAUUGAGGAUUGGAAUGUUAGUGCACCGGUACUUUAUCUGUGGAGUCGGCCUGACUGGACACCCAAACACAAGGCUAUUGCUAAACGGUAUGGACAUUUUCCCGGGGCAGAAAAGAAGCAGAGUCAUAAUGAAAUUCAGGCCACAAAUUCUUCUCAGGAAUGUGAAAAUCUCGACACACCCAUGGGUGAAGAUUUACAUCUUGAGAAACCUGAAAUGAAUGAACAAACAGUCCAGCCUGAUACCCACAGACAAAAAGACAAGGCAACUGUGAUUCACUCCGAAGCUUCACCACAUGCCAGCAAUGGAGCUACAAGGGAUAAGAGAUUUGCGAAUCGUGCUGAAGAAGGUUCCAAGUCUGGUGGCAAAAGAAAAAGGAGAAGAAGGUCAAAUGAUAAUUUUCCUGAAGACAAUUUCCGCGCAAGACGGUCUAUGACCCAACACCUCUCACCAAAGGUGCCCCGUCUCGGCUCAGUUGAGACACGAUCACCCAAAGUUGGUGACAAACCAUCACAAGUGCAUUCCUGGAGAGAUGGGCGUCUGCCAUCGGUUGAUCAAAGGAACUUUUCUACAUAUCAGCAGCGUCGGCCCCAAAAUGUAUAUGAUGGAAAUAAGGGAAUGGACAGCAUGCCAAGGCCGAGGAUGUACAGCUUGAAUGGCGACGAACCCUUUCCAACUCUAGCCAGUCGACACCCUUAUGCCCCAAGCCCGAUGCCAGACUAUGAUUUAAGGGCAUCAUUUGAGCACUCGUAUGCCCCAAGUCCCAGGCCCGAGUAUGGUUUAAGGGCAUCAGCCGAACGUUGGAUGGCACCUGAAGAGAGAGCUACCAAUCUGCCGCCUCAUCAUAGACUGCCGUCACACAUAUCAGAGGAAAUCGCCAAGUAUGGCAGAGAUCCGAAUUCUUGGAAUCAACAAGGAAUCCGUCCACUUCCUCCUCCUCCAUCCUACCCUGGACAGGGUUUUCUGCCCCCACAGGGACAAGUACGCCCAGCUUUCGACACUACCUAUGGAGGGAUGAAUAGUAAUACAUCAGCAAUGCAGCGCUAUGCCUCGCGUCUAGGGUUGGAGGAGGUGAAUCAUCCGCCUAUGGGUGCUAGACCGCCUGUGCUUGACCCGACUGGGAUGCUUCACCCACACCCCCCACCUAUGCAACAUGGUGGUUUUCCUUCGGCUCCGGGCCCCCGGCCAUAUCCCCACCAAGGCUCAUCAGGUUGGCUCAACGGUUAGGUGGUGUUCCGAUGUGGCGGCUAAACUACUCUUUUAUGGCUCAUGUAAAAUGGUGAUUCUUGAUUGACAGGGAUGAUCAGGUGCGUGUACAAAAUUGGUUCCAUUCAAACUUAUAUACCUGUGUUUUGAGGAUCGACCAUAAAUGUUGUAGAAUACAUACGUCAUUUCUUGAUUUUUAUUUUUUGGUUUGGGAUGUCUCCUACUA